Triticum turgidum subsp. durum (durum wheat) is the source of this 2436-nucleotide messenger RNA. The record is from the annotation of a GenBank genome assembly. NCBI's taxonomy places the organism in Eukaryota, Viridiplantae, Streptophyta, Magnoliopsida, Poales, Poaceae.
AUGAAGCAGCUGCACGAGACCUAUGCCUCUUUGCUUGAUGGCAAGCAAUUCGCCUACGAUGGCGACAAAAGCCUCUUCACCUCUGGGCCUCUCCCAUUUGCCACCAAUGAUUUUGACGUUGUCAUAGAUGGCGAUGCUUUGUCCAGAAAGAUUGCAACGAGCCAGAGCCCGGGAGCAGAUGGCAGUCCAGGACCAAGCGACAAGAAAAGAAUGAAACAGGCAGGACAGAGCAAAAGGUUCAAGGUGGAUAUCACCUUCACAGCAAAGGUUCCGAUCAGUGCCAUUGCCCUCGUCCUUGGUGGCGGUCAGGAAUCUGAGAACUCGCAGGAGGUUCUUCGGGUUCUUGACAUCAUUCUGAGGCAGCACGCUGCAAGACAGAAUCGCCUCUUAGUCCGACAGUCUUUUUUCCGUAGAGAUUCCGAUUGCAUCAAGUUGGGUGGCGGUGUUCUAGGUUGUCAGGGUUUUCAUUCUAGCAUUCGACCCACUCAAAGUGGGCUUUUACUCAAUUGUGAUUUGUCCACCACUAUGGUAGUGGAACCUGGGCCUGUGAUUGCAUUUCUGCUCUCCAACCAGGGUGUCAAGGACACUUCUAGCAUUGACUGGGGCAAAGCUAAACGGGCACUGAAUAAAUUAAGGAUUGAAACCACUCACACGAAGGCGGAAUUUAGGAUUGUCGGAUUGUCCGAAAACAGUUGCUAUAACCAGACGUUCCCACUAAAGCAAAAAGAUGGCAACGGUACUGUGGAUGUAACUGUCUAUGAUUACUUCAUGGACCGUUGGUCGAUGAAGCUGGAGAAGUCUGCUCAUAUGCCAUGUCUAAAUGUGGGGAAGCCAAACCGCCCAACAUACCUCCCGCUGGAGGUUUGCCGCCUAGUGCCAUUGCAAAGGUAUAAAAGGUCUUUGUCCACGUCGCAAAGGUCAAAGCUGGUGGAGGCAUCCAGGCAGAGGCCGGAUCAGAGGAUGUCGAAGUUGUAUGGUGAGUUGCGUGCCAAUAAUUAUGAUUCCGAGCCAAUGAUGAAGGAAUGCGGCAUAUCAAUAGUUCCAGACUUUACCCAGGUUCAGGGUAGAGUCCUUGAGGCACCACAGUUAAGCGCUGCAGAUGGUAGACAACUAUAUACACCUAAUGGGAGGUGGAAUUUCAAUAAAAAUAGGUUUUUUCGGCCGAUUGACUUUAAGAAGACCUGGCCAUGGGGAGUUGUUGAUUUUUCUACACGACGUGAUGUUGAACAUCUUGUCGAGCACCCUCUCCAAUCCGGUAGCGAGAAGGGAAUCAGUAUGGAGAAAUAUAGCGCUGUAAUUCAGGAGAUUCAUAAAAUGAAACAUCAAUCUCCGGCAAAAAGGGUGGAGGAUAUGUUUCGGCAGGUAAAUAUAGCAUUCGGAGGAAAUAAUCCAGAGUUUCUCCUGUGUUUUCUUCCUGAGAAGAACUCUGACAUAUAUGGACCAUGGAAGCGUGAAUGCCUUGCACAACGUGGCAUUGUUACACAAUGCUUGGUUCCUCCUCCCAACGUCAAAGAUCAGUACCUCACAAAUGUGCUGCUAAAGAUAAAUGCCAAGCUUGGCGGGUUAAAUUCAUUGCUGAAAAAGGAAAUAACCCAUGCUAUUCCUCACGUGUCGAGGAUUCCAACCAUCAUCUUUGGUAUGGAUGUUUCCCAUGGUUCACCAGGACGUGACGUGCCAUCGGUUGCUGCAGUUGUUAGUUCAUUGGAGUGGCCAAUCAUCUCAAAAUACAGAGCUUCUGUGUGCACUCUGCCACCCAGGCAGGAAAUGAUCAAAACCUUGUUUAAGCAAGAUGGAGAUACUGAUCAUGGCCUCAUUAAGGAUUCACUAGUUGCCUUCCUCGGAAAAAACAAUAAACCGAAGCCGGAACAAAUUAUCAUUUUCAGGGAUGGGGUUAGUGAGAGCCAGUUCGAUCAGGUGUUGAAUGAUGAGCUAGGCCAGAUCAUGGAGGCAUGCAAGUUUUUUGGCGACAAGCAUUUUGGUGGCAACUGGUUCCCCAAGUUCACAGUGAUAGUUGCACAGAAGAAUCAUCACACAAGAUUUUUCUUGCGGAAUGGAGUGAAUAAUGUUCCCCCUGGUACUGUGGUUGAUGGAGUAAUCUGCCAUCCCAGGAACUAUGAUUUCUACAUGUGUGCUCAUGCUGGCAUUAUCGGGACUACAAGGCCAACACACUACCAUGUGCUCCAUGAUGAGAUAGGCUUCUCUACUGACGAUCUGCAGGAGCUCGUGCACUCCCUGUCCUACACGUAUCAGAGGAGCACCACAGCCAUCUCAGUAGUUGCUCCCAUCUACUAUGCACACCUUGCCGCGGCGCAUGUGGCCAAGUUCACCAAGCUCGAUGACGGCAUGUCGGAGACGUCAUCCCAAGCUGAGGCUGCGCCGGUGCCGGAGCUGCCUUUUCUGCAUCCCAAUGUGGCAUCGUCCAUGUUCUUCUGCUGA